Messenger RNA from Triplophysa dalaica, 4922 nucleotides. RefSeq names its product doublecortin-like kinase 1b (gene dclk1b). The transcript is spliced from 16 exons. Gene Ontology annotation, biological process: protein phosphorylation; intracellular signal transduction. Bases 588 to 2825 code for a protein of 745 amino acids. Gene Ontology annotation, molecular function: protein kinase activity; ATP binding. The record is from RefSeq and is a predicted model, not a curated record. NCBI's taxonomy places the organism in Eukaryota, Metazoa, Chordata, Actinopteri, Cypriniformes, Nemacheilidae.
UAUACUAAAAAAUAAAAAUACUCAAGCACAUGCCCUUUAUUUAAGACGUGUAACGAUACAAUAGUAGGUGUGACACUGUAUUGGGCGAGGAGCACUGGACACCCAUUACGAUACAAUUCACCUCUUUUAUUAAAGAAUUAAUACAAAUAAUCAAUAAACGAAUCACUAAUGGGGAUAGAUUACAAAUCACAGUGACUGUCCUGGACCGAUAGCAGCCCUCACAGUCCCCUCCCUACCCGGGAGGAGCCGCAUGCAGCAUCAUUCUCUACCUACAGCUGGAAAGCGUCUAGGUAGGCUGGUGACUUCAUUCAUCCACUGACGGAUUUCUUCAUGGAAUACGACAAAAUCGUCGGAUUUGCAUUUAAACGAGGGACAGUCUGAUGUAAAUAAGCGCAAAGGUGCAGACAGACACCGGCCCAUCCUCCCCAUUCAACACUUAAGAGGGACCGGAGCUCACAAAGAAGCGCUCAUGAAUCUCUCCUCCUGCUCUUAAAAACCAGCACCUUCUGCGGGAGAUGACAAGCCGCUAGUCGACAGUGACAUCGGAUAUUUCAACGCACAAAACGACAACAGACACGGGUGUUGAAAUGGAGCUGGAGCAUUUCGACGAACGGGACAAAGCACACAGAUACAGCCGUGCGGGUUCACGGGGGAACGGGCUCCCCAGCCCCACGCACAGCGCCCACUGCAGUCUGUACCGGACCCGGACCUUACAGGCUCUCAGCUCCGAGAAGAAAGCCAAAAAGGUUCGGUUCUACCGCAAUGGGGACCGGUACUUUAAAGGAAUCGUGUACGCGAUCUCCAACGACAGGUUUAGGUCCUUCGAAGCAUUGCUUGCGGACCUCACCCGCUCCCUGUCAGACAAUGUCAAUCUGCCCCAGGGGGUUCGGACCAUUUAUACCAUUGAUGGGGGAAAGAUUACCAGCAUGGACCAGUUGGUGGAAGGGGAGAGCUAUGUGUGUGGAUCCAUCGAGCCUUACAAGAAACUGGAAUACACCAAAAAUGUCAACCCUAACUGGUCGGUCAACAGCAGGACCGGUGGAUCCGAACGGGCACCCACAUCUCUGGCCAGCGCUAAGGCUGGUUCUUCAGAAACCAAGGAUAACAAAGAUUUCAUCCGACCCAAACUGGUGACGAUAGUCCGCAGCGGAGUGAAGCCCAGGAAAGCCGUGCGCAUUCUUCUCAACAAAAAGACGGCCCACUCCUUCGAGCAGGUUCUCACAGAUAUCACUGAUGCUAUAAAACUGGACUCGGGGGCGGUCAAGAGAUUAUACACAGUGGACGGGAAAAUGGUCACAUGCCUUGAGGACUUUUUUGGUGAAGAUGAUAUAUUCAUUGCCUGUGGACCAGAGAAGUUCCGCUACCAGGAUGACUUCCUGUUAGAUGAUAGUGAGUGCAGGGUGGUGAAAUCGCAGUCUUACGGCCGCCUAUCUUCCAUGCAGGGUCGCUGCUCUCCUCGCAGUGGUGGACCCUCGAGAAGAAGCAAGUCCCCCGGUUCCACCAGCUCAGCUAAUGGAACAGCAGGCAGUCAGCUGUCGACUCCACGGUCAGGAAAAUCUCCCAGUCCAUCAGCCACCAGUCCAGCAAGCCUGAGGAGACGGAGGGGCUCUCAGCACAGUGGCUCCUCCCUCUCUCUUGCGUCUACCAAGGUGUGCAGCUCUAUGGACGAGGGAGAUGGGCCAAGAAGUGAAGCUGAGCUGAUGGAGGAUUAUCCUCAGGUUCCCGCUUCCAUAGCUGAGAGGUACAGAGUGGGGAGAAUGAUUGGAGAUGGGAACUUCGCUUUGGUCCGGGAGUGUGUCGAGAGAUCCACAGGACGAGAGUACGCUCUGAAGAUCAUUAACAAAAGCAAAUGCAGGGGGAAGGAACACAUGAUACAGAAUGAGGUGUCUAUUCUUCGGAGAGUGAAGCAUCCCAAUAUUGUUUUACUGAUCGAGGAAAUGGACACUUACAAUGAGCUCUACCUGGUGAUGGAGCUGGUCAAGGGUGGUGACCUCUUUGACGCCAUCACUUCCUCCAACAAGUACACAGAACGGGAUGCCAGUGGGAUGCUUUAUAAUCUCUCCAGCGCUAUCAAAUAUCUGCACAACCAUAAUAUUGUUCACCGCGACAUCAAACCCGAGAAUCUCUUGGUUUUUGAACACCAGGAUGGAAGUAAAUCUCUAAAACUGGGGGAUUUUGGCUUGGCAACAGUUGUUGAUGGACUCCUCUACACUAUUUGUGGGACCCCGACCUACGUAGCUCCAGAGAUCGUUGCAGAGAUGGGGUAUGGGUUAAAGGUUGAUAUCUGGGCAGCUGGGGUCAUCACAUACAUUCUGCUUUGUGGGUUUCCACCUUUCCAUGGGAGCACAGAGGAUCAGGAUGCACUUUUAGAUCAGAUUUUAAUGGGACAGCUGGAUUUCCCUCUUCCAUACUGGGACAACGUAUCUGACUCGGCAAAGGAUCUUAUUACCUGCAUGCUGCAGGUGGAGGUUGAUCAGAGAUACACAGCCUUGCAGGUGCUGGACCAUCCCUGGGUCAACGAUGAGAGAUUGUGUGAGAAUGAACAUCAGUUGUCUGUGGCUGGCAAGAUUAAAAAACAUUUCCAAACCGGCUCCAAACCUAACAGCAGCCCAGCUGGAGUCUCCAUCAUAGCAACCACCCCUCUUGAUAAGGAGAGGCAGGUUUUCAGACGAAGACGCCACCAGGAUGUGAAAGGCACCUUGAGCACCUUUCCCUCCAGUACUCCGACCUUGGUGACCCUCUCCCCGGCUGAAUUCACAUCAGAGUCUGAGGACAUCUCUCCCUGUUCAGCCGAGACGGUCCGCUCACCACACUCACCCUUUUAACAGCCGACACAAUGUCUGUGCAGGAAAACAUACGAUGAAACAGACGAUAAGAAGAAAAGGUAAAGUGAAUUAUGGAUGGAUGACAGGUGGUCGACACAGAGUCCCCUUUUGAAAACCACGAAGAACAAUGUUUUGUUACAUGGAUCACAUGGUUAAGGUUUGCUAGGAAUGGAUGGGAUGAUGAUUUGUGUUUUGUAAUCUCUGAAGUAAGCACACAGUCUCAUGUGUUUUGUGUUGUUUCCAAAGAAGCUCAUAUCUGAACUAAAAUUCAAAAUAGUUUUCUCUGUCAAAACUACACGUUUGGUGCUACAAGAGACUGGCCAGUAGUUUAGAUCAUCUGCCUUACUUUUCCUGCGAGCCUCCUCCAGUGUUGUGCCCUCUAGUGUUGAGUGUGGGAAAUGCAGCUCAAUAUUUCUCCAAGUCUACAAGGGUUUUCCUUUUUAUCCCUAUAAUAAACCUGGGAUUUUAGCAUCUUUUCUUUCAAAAUCUCGUUUGUUAGUUUUUACCUUUUGUAUAACUUAUUAUUUUACACAUGUUAGGUUUACAUUAUAGCCUAGUAACCUUAUUUUUGCACAUUUAAGCAUUUCCGUGUGAUUUGUUUUUGUCUGUUAGACGUGCGAAUGUUCUUUUUUUAAUAUGUAAAAUUGCUGAAUAGUUAGAGAUUUGAUGUGCUGUAGAUGUGGCUUUAGAGGUGUUUUUAUUUUGAACCUAAUGCAAUCCAAGUGAAGGGUGCUGAUUUUAACAUGAAUAACAAUGAAACUUGUCAGUUCAAUGCUGCUGCUAUAAUCUCAUCGUCAGUAAGUUUGGCUCUGUCCGUACUACUGUCUUAUAGACUAUAAAAUUAUAGACUAUAAUAGACUGUACAGCUACUUUCCUGAAUAAAUAUAAAUUCUCAGAUGUCGUAAUAGGUGACGGGAGAACAGAAUGUAGUAAACAAGCUGAGGUGGUAACUAGAUUACCUUAUUUAUUAUUCAAAAGUGUAAGACACACUAAAAUAUUUGGAUGACAUUUGGGCUAAGCUUAGAUCAUUUUGUUUAUAAGAAUGUUUAGUUUGAAUCUUUAGAAUUUAAUUGGAAUGUAUCUUUUAAUAUUUAGUCAUGCAAUGGCCAAAUGAGACCGAAAGAAAGAUUUGAAAUGUUUUAUAUGGUGAAAACAGAAAAACAAGUUCUGAUUCUUUUAAUAAAUGAAGAGUUUAUUUGCAAAAAACAGAUAACUCUAUUUACAACUUUUUAUGUUAUCAUGUUUUUAUUGUUUAAGUUUGCUGUAUUUUUUGCGUUAUUAUUUAAUCAGAACACCCCAACUGCAGUUUGAUUGAUAUUCAUUUGAAUGCACAAUACAAAAAACAUGAUUUUUACAUUUGAAACGGAGUUAUCUGUUUUUGCAGAUAUUUUGGAGCAUUUUAAUGGUCUUUUAGCAUAUCAAGAACCACUACACAGAGAUCAUUAUUACCCAACCACUAUUGUAACACUAUUGACCUGUUUAUCAAACUUCACACAGAAAUGAUCAAGACCUUUUUGUUGGUCUAAAAAUGUAUAUGUUGCAUGUGGUCCAAUAUAAAUGUUAAGUAUUUAAAUAACAGUUCUGUUUAAUAUCAGAACUGUCAGAAUCUCAUCACAAGCAGCUAGUUUCAUAAAGCCCUCUCUUUGUUUUAUGUGUGUUGCUUUAUCUGUAUUGAACAUUUUAAGGUUAUACAGCGUACUGAGGCCGACAGCAUGUGUGAAGGCUUCAGGUACAAUCAUAAGAGUGACUGAAAACCAUGAAAGGCUUAAAACGUAGUUACGGUAUAGCAUGAAAUUGCUUUAUGAUUAAACAUGAAAAAUGUAUCGCUUGAUGAGUCUAGAUCAAUUCAUAAGAAAAAAUAUUCUAUGAUCAAGCUCAUUUUUUGGGUAGGAUGCAGAUCAAAUCAGUCUUUGAGAACAUAUUCCAGGUCGUGCAAAUGCCCAAAUAUUAAGGAAAAGUUGUAUCAUUGUAUAAUGCAUAUCCAUAGUUUGUCAAUUGUCAUUAAAUGUCAUACAGGCUCAACCCACAUAAAGUCUUUGCUUUCAAGUAGCAUUUAACAAUGAAGCAUUCAGCAACACGCCAAACCUUUGAAUAAAU